Durusdinium trenchii is the source of this 213-nucleotide messenger RNA. Lineage: Eukaryota; Dinophyceae; Suessiales; Symbiodiniaceae. The record is from the annotation of a GenBank genome assembly.
AUGGACCAUGGACUUGCAUCACAGGAUGAUGAGAUGAAACUUAGUGGCACUCCUGGAGCUCCACCACCUCCAGAGGAGGACUUGAUGAAUGAUAUUGCACCUGUCAAGCAAGCUGAAAAAAUCGCGGAGGAGGCCGUCGUGAAAGAACACGGCAUGGACACCGGCGGAGUGAAGAUUCAGCCACAGCCGAAAGCAGGUGUGACAGAGGAAUGA